AUGGAAUACAAUAUUAGAACCAACUUUAUACCAACGGAUGGUCUUAGUGAAUACCAGGAUACACCACACCUAGAACAGUUUGAACCCAUUUUGAAUCAGGAAGGCAACCAGGAGUUCUUCCACCCAGGAUAUCUGCCUUUCUUAUAUGAGUACAGAGCUGUCGAUAGAGGACUUUUUGAGACAAGAGAAGCUUCUGAGUGGGAGUGGGGGGAGUGGGAAAAUCAUGUUGUUGUGAAGGAAGAGACGGAAGACCAGGGUAGGAGUUUUGGAGAAGAAGAGUCACGUUCUUGCGGACGGAAGGAGCGUACAGCAUUUACGAAGACCCAGAUCAGCAGUUUGGAAACAGAGUUCGCUCGGGCAAACUAUCUCACUCGCCUGAGACGGUACGAGAUCGCUGUGGCACUGCACCUUACUGAGAGACAGGUAAAAGUGUGGUUUCAAAACAGAAGAAUGAAAUGGAAAAGAACAAAAGGCGUCUCGAAACACUCCAAGAAAAAAGACCUCGAAAGUCAUACUUAG
This is a messenger RNA of Arctia plantaginis, 519 nucleotides long. The record is from the annotation of a GenBank genome assembly. Lineage: Eukaryota; Metazoa; Arthropoda; Insecta; Lepidoptera; Erebidae.